AUGGGUCCUCAUAUUUUCAUUGGCAUUAAACAAUUCAUUUGGGAAAAAAAACACAACAUAUUUUUUUUGCUUUUUUAUUCCACAAAAGAUAUUCAAAAAUAUCUUAACAUUCUCUUAUUUUCCAAUACAAAAACACCAAUAUUUUUUCAGUUUUAUAAUUUUAUUUUUCACAGAAAUAUACUGUGUGCAUUCUAA
Messenger RNA from Dictyostelium discoideum AX4, 195 nucleotides. RefSeq lists its product as hypothetical. Bases 1 to 195 code for a protein of 64 amino acids. The record is from RefSeq and is a predicted model, not a curated record. The transcript has 3 exons. NCBI's taxonomy places the organism in Eukaryota, Evosea, Eumycetozoa, Dictyosteliales, Dictyosteliaceae.